AUGUAUUUUGCAACAGCGACGAGUCCUAUUUUGUUCAUCACUCUAUUCUUGUCAGUGGUUGAGACAAAAUCCUACAGACCGUUCCAGUUUAACCAGUAUAAAGCUGGGCCGUAUCCACACCAUGACCAGGGGAAACCCACCAGCAGACACAAGUGAGUUUCAUCUGGAUCUUAUACUGGCAAUUGUUAGAUAUUAGAAAUUAUACCAAUGUGUCUAACUUCCAUUUCUUCUUCUUUUGUCUUUUCUCCUAAAGGAAUCACUGCGCCUAUGUGGUUGAAAAGACUGUGUCCUUCACUGUGCAGGAUGGGGCAGCACCCUAUGUAAAAGCGGAGUACAACAAAUGUUCCUGGGGUCAAAAAUGUCCAACUCUUCUGUAAGUUUCUAGCAAUUAUAGCCUUUUGUCACAUAGCCAUUGACCAAAACGGGUGUAUUUUUUUUUUUACUUUUGAUAAAAAAUAAUAGUUAAAUGUAUUUGUCUGACAAAUGAUUGAUAAUUCCUUUCAGGUAUAGACUGAUGUACAAACCAUUCUACAAGGUGGCGCAUAAAACUGUCACUGAACUGGAGUGGCGUUGCUGUCCUGGUUACUCUGGUUAUGGUUGUAUGGAGGGACAUCCGAUUUACCAACAUCCCAUGAAAAUGAUGCCACCAUUUAAAGGCCCGCCAAUGAAAGGUCCACCAGUGAAAGGUCCCAUGUUCAAGGGUCCACCCAUCAACACUGUUAUGAAGGCCAACCCCUGGAGCCAACCCAAAGGACCUCCUAUGAGCAGUUUUAACUCCUACCAAAUGCGCCACUUUGGGCCCCCAAGCUCCUCCUCCUUUCCAGGCAACCCCUUCAACCCUUAUACCCGUCAGCCAAUGCCAGAACCAUUGCCAGAGCCAUUACCAGAGCACCAGGAACCACAUCACACAGAGGAUGAGCAUGGGCUUGAGCAUGAACAUGAACAUGGGCAUGAACAUGAGCAUGAACACGAGCACAGCCCAGGACCUGAGGAACACAUACCAGAGGAAAUCCCUCUUCCUUCCUCUGUUGAGGAACAGCCUGAGGGUGAGCCCAUAGGUUUGUCUUCACUUGACCAUUCUUUCAGUUUUUAACUUUGAAAUGCGUCAACACUAAAUGAUGGGACAGGUUUACAGCUUUUCUUUCUCCUUUCUCUUUAUAGGCCAGUCUCUUGACAGUGAGACAGAGGAGCGAAUAUUUCGAAUGGAGGAGGAUGUGCAACGUCUAAACCAAGGCUUGGAAACCCUGAGGGGAACUGUGAAUGGACUGGAAGAAAGUCUACGAGCCUCGCUGAGAGAAGAUGCCAACAGGAUGCUGUCAGCUCUACUCUCAGCUGCCCCUGGUCAUGUUCCUGCUUCAGUAGCAUCCUCUAGCCCAUCCACUGUUGGGUUUGUAGAGAUUCCUGUGGGAAAUCCUGCGACAGAGGGUCUAGAUGGCAGCCAUGUGUUUCCAGGCCUUACAGAGCUGAGUGGAAGGGUGGAAGAGCUAAGGGCAGAACUGCACGCCAAGACAGCAGAACUGCAAGAACUGAAAGCAACAGUGAUGGGACAUGAUGGAGCACUGAAGAAGAUGUCCAAUGGAGCAGGAGUGAUUUCAGAUGCUGCUGACAAUCGUGGAAGAAAUGCCUCACAAGCUCUGGAGAAGCUGAUGGACGCCAAGCUGAGUGAAGCAAGGACAGAAAUUCUUGGUGGGUUUGAGAAGCGUGUGGAGACUGCAGAAGGGCGAUGUGAGGAGAAAGCUGGGGAUGUGCGUCGUCAGUGCCAGAGGGAACAAGGUGAGAGGCAGGAGCAAAUGGAAGAUGCUUUGGAGGAGAGUAACACAGAUUUAAGAGUACAGCUGAGAAACCUCCAGGAGCAGAUCCAUGGUUUUAAGGCAGCAGAAGGAUGCUGCAGUAGUGUAAGUGGCCUUGUGAAGAGGGUGCAGCAGUUAGAAACAUCAGUGGCAGGCCUUAAUCAGUCCCAAGGGCACCUUAGAGUGGCACUGAGUGGACACAAGGACCACAUAGAGGGGAUGCUUGAAGGGCGUCUUGGAUAUGUAGAGGACAUGCUCAACUUGACAGGGAAGAUUAAAAAUGAUGAGCCUGGAAGGAGGAGUGGUGUCGCAGAUGGAUCCACGACAGGACAGGGCCUGGAGUCAAGAAUGGAGGGGAAGAUGAGGAGUCUGGAGUACCGCUUGCUGGCAGCCUUGGAGGAGUUGGGUAAUGCCACUGCUCCAGCGCUGCUGGAGGGUCAUGCUGUCCCUGCUCUUGAGACAGAACUAGAGUCACUCCAGGAGAGACUAGAGGUGGAUGUGGACAGACUGCAAAAGCAACUGAGUGGCCUUGAGAGUCUCUGCUCUUCUUCGUGUUCCUCACCUCAAAAGCCAGCCUCCAUCCAGGGAGACUCUGCUGCGCCAAGUGCUAACCUGGCUCAGGAGCAGGAUUUGAAAGCGGUCUUGGACAUGCAGGAAAACCGUAUGAGUAGCCUCAAUGCCACACUACAUAACAUCCUGCAGAGACUAACCCAAAAGGACCAGCAGGAUCAAGCAGAGGGAGAGCUCACAAUCCUCAAGUUCAAUGUCCGCUCAGUCAACCACACCCUAAAAAGCCUCCAAAAAUCCCUUGGGACAGUGGCCCAUCAAGUGGGUCAAGCCAACAGCUCCUGGUAUGAGAGAGAGUCUCGUCUAGCCCAGCAGAUAAAAGGUGUGGUUCAGCUGGUUGGACAUCAGGCCUCAAUGCUUGGAGCUGGUGAUCGCAGAUUGACUCGUCUUAAAGGUGAGCUGCAGGAGAUGAGAAGGCGGCUAGCUGAGGAGGUUCGGGGCUGCCGGAGUACAGCUUUGGGGGUCCAGAAAGUGGUAACUGAGGUCGGAGGACGUGUUGCCAGCGUGGAGGACCAGUGCAAGGGUCUGAACUCCUUAACAGAGGACUUAGAGAGAAUCAGGGAGGAGCUGGAGGGACAUUCCAGUGGGCUCCUCCUGCAAGUGAAUGGGACUCUCUCCAGCCAUGCUCAACAGCUGUCUGAGCUGAGAGCUGAACUCAGAAACUGCACCUCCAAGGUGGAGCCAACACAACAGACUUUAGAGCUGGAGACUGAGCUGAAACGAGGGGACACCUUCACUUUAAAUUAG
Xyrichtys novacula (pearly razorfish) is the source of this 3104-nucleotide messenger RNA. Lineage: Eukaryota; Metazoa; Chordata; Actinopteri; Labriformes; Labridae. The record is from the annotation of a GenBank genome assembly.